Messenger RNA from Moneuplotes crassus, 2627 nucleotides. Lineage: Eukaryota; Ciliophora; Spirotrichea; Euplotida; Euplotidae. The record is from the annotation of a GenBank genome assembly.
CUAAAAGAUUUAUAAUAAAUAUGUCUUGUACCUGUUACUGAACUACUUUUGGAGUCAUUGUUGUCACCUUCUAUGCUAUACUGAUUUACAUCUCAGAAUCAACAAGGCUCUCAGGAACUUUUCAGAUAAGAUCUAGCUUUGAUGGGAACGCAGAUGUGUUUGAAGAGGUCACAGGAGUGUAUAGGAUCUAUGCCGAGAAUAAAUUGGCUGGAGCUUAUGCCAAUGGAUAUACUACUGCUUCUAACAGGCUUUGGCAGAUGGAAUACCUAAGAAGACUUGCUCAAGGAAGGCUAAGCGAGAUCUUUGGUCAAUCAACAGUGCCAAUUGAUGAAGGAUUUAGAAUUCUUGGAUUCACAAGCGUUUGUGAAGAAGAACUUGAGUAUCUGGAAGAUUACAAUAAAGAAUUCUUCGAUGCUUACUUCCAAGGAGUGAACGAUUACGCCCACACUCAUUCGAGUCCCCUCCAAUUUCAUUUUUUCGGAAUCAAUUAUGAGAACUACACAAUUGUGGAUUCUUGCACUCUCACAAAGCUAAUGGGGUUCAUGCUUUCAGGAAAUUGGGGAGACGAGGUAGUAAGAGAUUACCUGAGUGCUAUUACUCAGGAUGAAGAGCUUGUGCAAGGUCUCUACUCAUAUUCAGAUUCCCAAUUUGAUGAAUUUUCGACUACUAUUCUAAAUGAGCAGGAACUAAUUGACAUUGGAUUGAAUACUUCAGAAAAACUCCCUCAAGUAGAAAAUUUACUCAAAGGAAAUAUCACUAAUUAUGUCGAUGAAGUUGUCUCUGAAAUGAUUGAGGAAAUUGAGAGUGUCAAGUUUGAUGGAAGCAAUGCUUGGGUAAUCAGCGGAGAGCAUACUGAGACAGGCAUGCCAAUUAUUUCCAACGAUCCACAUCUUGGAAAUUCAUUACCAUCCAUUUGGUAUUAUUCGCACAUUGAAUAUCCAGAUGGCACAUUCAUCAGUGGAGCAACUGUACCUGGAUUGCCAUUUUUUGCAAUAUUCACCACUGAGAAAAUAGCUUUCACAAUUACUGCAAUCGCUGCUGAUUCGAGUGAUGUGUACAAAGAAAAAAUCAAAAAGAACAAGUAUGAGUACGAAGGAAAGCUAUACCCUCUCAAUGUGAGAAAAGAAAUCAUCAAAGUUAAGAACAGUAAUAGCAUAGUUCUGAAGGUAAAAAGUACAAGGCAUGGACCACUUCUCAAUCCAAAAAGCAUAGAAGCACUGAAUAAUGUUGCCAAAGGAGCUCCAAUUAAAAUGCCAAAGGGAGAUUACUCAUACAAAUGGGGAGGAAUUAUUCCACAAGAUAAUCAAGCUUUUAAGACAUUGAGCAUUAUCAAUGAUGUCAAAUCUGCAAAAGAACUGCUCAAUAUAAUCAAGCAGUCUAAUGGGGUCAACACUAAUAUUGUUUUUUGAGAUAAUCUUGGAGAGUAUGGCAACAUUGGAUUCGCUCCAUAUGGAUCUUAUCCAAAAAGAACCAAUGAUGCAGGCCACAGGAUCUCAAGAGGCUGGAUCAAUGAGAAUGAGUGGGAUGAAUACAUUCCAGGAGACGAGAAGCCGUACUUAUUCAAUCCAAAGAAAGGAUAUAUUGUAAUGGCCAAUAAUCCAAUCAGUAAUGCUAACACGAAAAGUCAAAUUUCUACUCACAGCCUUGGUACUGCAAGAGCAUACAGAAUUACAGAGCUGAUAGAGGAUCUUAUUAAGACCAAGAGUGGAAGCAUUGGAUACAAAGACAUGAUUAACAUCCUCAGCGAUGUAAAAGAUCCAUAUGCUGAACAGAAGAAGCAAUAUUUUAUCAACAUCACCAGACAAUAUAUGAAGAAAAAUAAUAUUGAGAACCAAGGGAAAGAAGAAAUCAUGGACAUGCUCGACAAGUGGGAUGGCACUUACAAGAUGGACAUGAAAGAGCCAGUUUACUUCACAUUGUGGGAAUUCUUCUUCAGAAGUACUUUCAUGACAGAGCAAUUCAAAAAUAAUGAAGAAACUAAAGCUAAAAUGUUCUCUAAUGGGUAUUUUGAAGGCAAUUUCGUCCAACUCUUCAGAAAUAUUUCUUCAAAUCCUGAUCAUUUUGCCAAAUAUUGCAGAAAAUAUGGAGUAAUAGACUCUGAAAAUUGUCCUCAUUUGCUCUACCUUUCGCUAAACAAUACAAUCAAAUAUACUAGAGCUUUCCAUAAUAAUAACACUGUGUGGGGAGAUGUGCAUACGAUGAGAUACCCGAACAUUCCUUUCACUAAAUCAAUACUGAAGUGGUUCUUUGAUAGAGAAGUUAGAGCUUCUGGCAGCUCUAACACAGUCAGUGUUGCAGGAAUAAAAUUUGGCAAGUUUGAAGGAAAGAAUAAUGAGAAUAUAUGGAGUUUGUUAUUUUCUCCAAAAAAAGAGUUUCCCUCUGCUCAUUCUGGGAACCUGAAGUUUAUCUCAUUGAUGAAUGGCACAGUGUACUACUCUCUUGACACUGGAGUUAGCGAGAGCUUGUUCUCAGGUCUUUAUUUCAAUAUGAAUCCAAGACACAUGAUGAACAAACUUUUCAGAGCUGAUUUCCCAAGAGAAGAAGAUUUCCUCCCAAUGGAUAUGGAUCCAAUGAUAAGAUUUGAGAUCAGAAAAACAGAUGCGAAUGUACCUACUGAAGAUCUUUAA